This is a messenger RNA of Lacerta agilis (Sand lizard), 2427 nucleotides long. RefSeq lists its product as uncharacterized. Gene Ontology annotation, cellular component: THO complex part of transcription export complex. The record is from RefSeq and is a predicted model, not a curated record. Lineage: Eukaryota; Metazoa; Chordata; Lepidosauria; Squamata; Lacertidae. Bases 155 to 1777 code for a protein of 540 amino acids. Gene Ontology annotation, biological process: mRNA export from nucleus; signal transduction; regulation of DNA-templated transcription elongation. The transcript is spliced from 15 exons. Gene Ontology annotation, molecular function: protein binding.
UGCUUGGGCUGCUGCUGCUGCUGCUGCUGCAGCCGCCGCCACUUCCCCUCCGGAUGCGUCCUCGCCCGCCCCCCACCCUUCGGCCGCGCUGCCUCGCAGCCCAUCCUCAUCCGCGUGAGGAACGUUUACCCCCAGCGCCUCGCCUCCGUGCACAAUGACCAGCGGCCAGGAGUGCGGGCAGGUGCAGGCCAGUGAAUCUGAAGUUUCAGCUUUGGAAGAUAAAGAUAGUAGCAGUUCUAAAGAUGAAGAUUCUGCUCAGGAAAACAACUUGGGUAACGACAGUUCCCAAAGCGACUCGGAAAGCAGCUCUGAAAGCAAGUCUGAUGAGGAACUGAAAAUGAAAGAAGAACCGCCAUUGCAUUGUGUUGAAUCAGAGGUUAAUAUCCAUCGACACUGUGAACGCUGCAAGAUCCCACAAAACCAGCAUGAACAAGUAGCUCCCAGAAAACUUUCCAGAGGACGAUUCUGGUUGAAGUUGGACGGUGAAGGAAUUUAUCAGUGUGCAAUCACAGGGUUGAUCUUCGAAGUAACCAAAGCUGCAGUCAUUGAGUAUUCCCUUUUGUCUUGGACCAAGUAUGCUGCUUACCUUAAAGAUCCCUGGAUUGUCGUGGGCCCCAUAUUUGAUGUCAAGUGCAAAUCACCCUCUGUUCUCACUUCCAUUCAGUUUCCACACGCCCUCUGCCUGAAUGACCAUUCCUCUGACAUGACCUUCAACGUGUUCCAUUUCAAAAGCAACGGUCCAGAAUUUGAGCGUUCUGCUGAUCACUCAACCACACAUGUCAAAUGGUGUGUGAGCUCCCUGUCCCCUGUUGGCCCAGUUAUUGAGAAAUACGAUCCAGUGUGUUACCACGGGGUUGUUAUUUUAUACAAAGUUGUCAACGACCACCCUUCCUUGAAAUUCCAUGUGUAUGUAGCCGGCAACAACAGCUCGUUUAUAAAGGAUGUGUCAAAAACCAUACAGCGCUCUUCCAAUAGAUUCAUUAAAAUCGAGAAACCCCCUUGUCAUAAAUUACUCCAAGUUGGGAAGAAAUACAAAUUAACUAGUGUCCCAGAAGCUGACAUAAACCCUGAGGAAAUGGAGUUUGUUGAUGACUCUACGCUAGCACAGAAACAUUUCUUUGAGGUAUAUUUAGAACAUCCAACAGAACUUGUGUUAUCUUUGAUGGAUGUGGAGUCAGAAGAAACUGUGUGGAAAGCAAAGCUACGAGAAUGUGACUGGAUCCUACAUAACCAGAAUAACAAUAAGCAGAAAAGAUCCACUAACAGCACAAGACGACGAAAAUCCAGCACCAGUCUUUCAGAAGAUGAGCUUUGUAACAAACGGCUAAAAGCCAUCAAUGCUUCAGAUGGAACAAAAGCUUCAGCAGUACUAACUGAUCAACAGCUGAUGAUUCUUGCAAAGAAGAUGGGUAAAAACUGGAAAGUAAUUGGCAUUGAAUGCCUUAGCUUGUCCAUCGAAGACAUCCAGCAGAUUGAGGCAAAGGAAGAAGAUGUUAAUAUGUAUAAAUGCAUGAUGUUGCGGAAAUGGAGGGAUUCGGAACAGAAUAAUGGAACUGCCCGCAGUUUAUAUGAUUGUCUUAAUGGCCAGGCAUCCCAUGAUGUGCUAGAAAUUCUGACAGGUUUUUUUAAGAGCAGAUGCAAAGUCAUGAGGAAACAGCUUGAAAAAGAAGAAACAUCAGGAAUGUUCUUCCAUGUACAUUUUCCAAAAAAAAAAAAGAUGAAAAGGAACUUCGUCGUUCACUGCAAACUAUUUAAAACUUCUGGAGGGUUUCCAUGAAGUGACAAAGAUAGGCCAGUUGUGGAAACUUUGGAGCAGAAGAAAGAAAGGAAGAAGAAAAGCAUGUGGAACUGUGAACUCAUGCAAAUGCUUAGCUACUUGUUACUUUUUUACACAUGACUUCCCAGCCUGCCCUGCUGUCGGAGAUUCAGCCUUCAUGCGUGUUUUACCUGUGCAUGGAGAAUUAAUGCCUUCCAAAACCCUCUCAGGUCUCCUUGGGUUGCACUGCCUGGAUUAGCUGGGAUCUUCGCUCUCUUGUCUUCCACGUUCAUACCAGAGUUCAGGGACGGGACUGUGGUCUUUCACAUUUCAGCGGUCAAGAUUCACUGUCCUCUGCCUGUCACCUGCCAUUCUGCUCAAUUCACUGUGUCAUAGUUGCGCUGCCCUGCGGCUCCCCUAGGCUUGGAAUUCCCCUGCAGCAGAACAGGUUGUGCUUCCCUAAAUCCAUCUCUGCAGCGUUAUACAUCAGACACACACCUGAGAAGGGAUUUUUUUUUUCUACAUCCCCUUCGUGAAGAUACAAACAGGUUUGUCUUUUCACUCUCCAUGGGUGCAAUUGCACACACUGCGGUUCUUCAUGCUUUCCCUCUGCAGCAUUCCUGCUAUAGACUUUCCCAGUCCCUUGUCGAAGGGACUGAAAGCUUCCACUU